AACAGACACACACAUGUCAGGCCAUGGUCUAGGAUUGUUACCAUAUGUCACAACAAUCCACUAACAACAAUUAUCACAAAAAUUUCUUUUUUUUCUUUCCCAAUUCAACGAUAUAUUUUUCGGAAUACUAAUAAUAUAAUAAUAUAUAUAACUAAGAAGAAAUAUAUAUAUAUGGCGGCGGCAGCGUUGUGUGUGUUGGUUACGGGAGGUGCAGGAUAUAUAGGAAGUCACACGGUUUUACAACUGCUGCUACAUGGCUAUAAAACGGUUGUUAUUGAUAAUUUAGAUAAUUCAUCUGAAGUCGCUAUUACUCGUGUCAGUCAACUUGCCGGCGAUCAUGCUCAUAAUCUCGCUUUUCAUAAGAUGGACAUCAGGGAUAAGCAUGCAUUAGAGCAGCUUUUUGCCUCCACAAAGUUUGAUGCUGUCAUUCACUUUGCUGGAUUAAAAGCUGUUGGUGAAAGUGUGCACAAGCCCUUGAUGUAUUACAACAACAAUAUUAUUGGUACUAUUACUCUCUUGGAAGUUAUGGCUGCUUAUGAAUGCAAGAAGCUUGUGUUUUCGUCAUCGGCUACUGUUUAUGGUUGGCCAAAGGAGGUCCCAUGCACAGAAGAGUUUCCAUUGUCUGCAGCCAACCCAUACGGAAGAACUAAGCUCAUGAUUGAGGAUAUAUGUCGUGAUAUGUACGCUUCAGAUUUCAACUGGAAAUUCAUAUUGUUGAGAUACUUUAACCCAAUCGGUGCACAUCCUAGUGGCCAAAUUGGUGAGGAUCCUCGUGGAAUCCCAAACAAUCUUAUGCCUUUCAUUCAGCAAGUCGCUGUUGGUAGACAACCUGCACUCCAAGUAUUCGGAACAGAUUACUCAACAAAAGAUGGAACUGGGGUACGUGAUUACAUCCAUGUGGUAGAUUUAGCUGAAGGGCAUACUGCUGCACUGAAAAAACUCUCCGAUCCUAAAAUAGGUUGUGAAGUUUAUAACUUGGGGACGGGGAAAGGGACUUCUGUUUUAGAGAUAGUAACAGCAUUUGAAAAAGCAUCAGGAAAGAAUAUUCCUUUGGUUAAAACUGGCCGACGACCUGGUGAUGCUGAGAUCGUAUAUGCAUCAACAGCAAAGGCAGAACGUGAGUUGAACUGGAAGGCAAAGUAUGGAAUAGAGGAGAUGUGCAGAGAUCAGUGGAACUGGGCCAUCAAGAAUCCUUACGGCUAUCAGACCAAAGAAACACGGUGAAACAAAUGAUCAUGUUGAUAUGUUUUUGGUGGAUGUCAUCUGCUUACAACAAAAAAAUGUUAAACGAGGUUUUAUAGUAACUAAAAAGAAAUAGUUAGCCUUUCAUAUAUCCUCUACUCUUUAAAAGUAUAGCCUUCUUGUAUAUAAAAUUUCUAUAUCUUCGAUACGAUUGGAAUAAGAUCUUCACUCGUGGCAUACAAGUGUUGUUUAUUGUCAA
Erigeron canadensis is the source of this 1441-nucleotide messenger RNA. Its product is annotated as UDP-glucose 4-epimerase GEPI48-like. Gene Ontology annotation, biological process: galactose metabolic process; rRNA processing. The record is from RefSeq and is a predicted model, not a curated record. NCBI's taxonomy places the organism in Eukaryota, Viridiplantae, Streptophyta, Magnoliopsida, Asterales, Asteraceae. Gene Ontology annotation, molecular function: UDP-glucose 4-epimerase activity; RNA binding. The transcript has 9 exons. Gene Ontology annotation, cellular component: cytosol. The coding region runs from base 172 to 1224 and encodes 350 amino acids.